AAAGUCGUUCGCGAACGAGAAUAGCCAUCUCCGCACCGCACCUUAGUUCGAACGUGAUUAGCUGGAUAUACAAUGUCGUUCGCAAACGAAUGACAUUUUAAUAAAAUAGCGUUCCGAAUCUUUUCGUUCACUUAGAUGAACCGUUCAUUUAAAUGCGUUCGUUCCGGAACGAGUACCGCUAUUAGAAAUGGCGAUACGAAAGAUAAACAAAUUGGCGAUAUACUGACAUCCACAGUAAGGUUGACAAAUCAUGUCAUUAUUGGAUUUUUACUAAAUGAGCCACACUUUUGAUACAUCUUAUGUUAUUUUUUCCCCAUCUGGUACUCACUGAUGCAUUACUAAAAGAUUUGAAAAGUUUUAUGUGAAAAAAGUAUCCACCAUAUCAUUUGUUGACUUCCAAGAUUGUGUUGUCACGAAUCUGAUGACAUGCUAAUGAGAAAAGCUGAUAGAUCUUUCUGAAUAAAAGUGGCAACAAUAAGAAAGGCUUGACUUUUGAAAGAUCCACAAUCCUAACUUGCAACAUACAACACAUCUGGAUGGAAUCGAAAACUAUGAAAUAAUAAAUUCCACAAUACAUAUGCUUAGAAAAUUUUAAUCACGCUAUAAUUUUUAUUACUUAAUAAUGCGUAUAUGUGAGUAGUGUUACUCACAUACAUAAAAAAAAAAAAAAAAAAAAGGAUUUUUAUUCUUAUGACCCUUGUUAUAAGACAUUCUUCGAAAAAUUACAUUCAGAGUUUUUCCUUUUGAUUCACCAAAUAAAGAAACUUUAUUUUUUUGUCAUAUAUGGGCAAAAGCAUUUAAAUCGUAUUUAUCGUGAAAAUUUUAUUUGCCAACUGGAAUUAAAGAGAUGUCUCGUGAUUGUGUCAUGCAGAAAGAAGCAUUUUACAAACACAAUUUUCUCAUUGCCCACUUAAUGGAGAAACCUUAUGCUUGCAAAUUUUGUGAUAGCUCUCGAAUUUAAAGACACGUUUACUGGCGCAUAUUAAAGAGAAACCACAUACAUAUGACAUUUGUAGUAUAAUAAUCUUUGAACGGUCACAUUUAAAAAUUCAUUUAAUGGCGCAUACGAAUGAGGAAUCCUACCCUUGCAACUUUUGCAAUAAAGUCUUUUCUAUGAUUUCCAAAUUCAAAAGACAUUUACGGACGCAUACACAAGAGAAACUGUUUACAUGCGAGGUUUGCAAGAAAGCCUUUUCCAGAAAUGGGCAUUUAAAAGUACAUUUGCGUCUUCAUACACAAGAGAAAUUGUUUACAUGCCAGUUUUGCAAGAAAAACUUUUCCCAGAACGGGCAUUUAAAAAUACAUUUACGUACGCAUACGGGGGAGAAACCUUAUACAUGUGAAUUUUGUAGCAAACCCUUUUCGGAUAAAGGGAGUUUCAAAAGACAUUUACGUACGCAUACGGGUGAGAAACCGUAUACAUGUGAAUUUUGUAAUAAACCCUUUUCGAGUAAGGGGGGUUUCAUAAAACAUUUACGGACGCAUACAGGCGAGAAGCCAUAUACGUGUGACAUUUGUAACAAAUCCUUUUCGGAUGAGAAUAGUUUUAGAAGACAUUUACGUAUACAUACGGGAGAAAAACCGUAUACAUGUGAAUUUUGUAACAAACCCUUUUCGGAUAAAGGGAAUUUGAAACGACAUUUACAGAUGCAUACACAGGAGAAACUGUUUACAUGCGAGUUUUGCAAGAAAGCGUUCUCCCAGAGUGGACGUUUGAAAGUGCAUUUGCGCCUGCAUACCGGAGACAAACCGUAUACAUGUGAAUUAUGUAAUAAGCGGUUUCCGAGUAACGGGAGUUUCAAAAGACAUUUACAUACGCAUACGGAUGAGAAACCGUAUACAUGUGAAUUUUGUAACAAAUCCUUUUCGGAUAAUGGGAUUUUAAUAAAACAUAUAAGGACGCAUACGGGAGAGAAACCUUAUAUAUGUGAAUUUUGUAACAAUCCCUUUUCGGAUAAGGAGAAAUUGAAAAGACAUUUACAAGCGCAUACGCAAGUGAAACUGUUUACUUGCGAGUUUUGCAAAAAAUCCUUUUACCAGAAAGAGCAUUUAAAAGUACAUUUGCGUCUACAUGCAGGAGAGAAACCCUAUACUUGUGACGUUUGCAAUAAACCCUUUUCGAAUAAGGAGACUUUCAAAAGACAUUUACGAACCCAUACGGGAGAGAAAUCGUAUACAUGUGAAUUUUGUAACAAAUCUUUUUCGGGUAAUUGGAGUUUCAUAAGACAUUUACGUAUUCAUACGCAAGAGAAACUGUUUACAUGCGAGUUUUGCAAAAAAGCCUUUUCUCAGAACGAGCAUUUAAAAGUACAUUUGCGUCUGCAUACAGGAGAGAAACCCUAUACUUGUGAUGUUUGCAAUAAACCCUUUUCGAAUAAGGAUAAUUUUAAAGUGCAUUUACGGACGCAUACGGGAGAGAAACCAUAUAUAUGUGAAUUUUGUAACAGACCUUUUUCGAGUAAUUGGAAUUUUAAAAGACAUUUACGUACGCAUACGGGAGAGAAACCGUAUACAUGUGAAUUUUGUACUAAACCCUUUUCGAGUAAGGGGGGUUUCAUAAAACAUUUACGGACGCAUACUGGAGAGAAGCCAUAUGCAUGUAAAAUUUGUAACAAAUCCUUUUCGGAUCAGUAUAGUUUUAAAAGACAUUUACGUACACAUACGGGAGAAAAACCGUAUACAUGUGAAUUUUGUAACAAACCCUUUUCGGAUAAAGGGAAUUUGAAACGACAUUUACAGAUGCAUACACAGGAGAAACUGUUUACAUGCGAGUUUUGCAAGAAAGCGUUCUCCCAGAGUGGACGUUUGAAAGUGCAUUUGCGCCUGCAUACCGGAGACAAACCGUAUACAUGUGAAUUAUGUAAUAAGCGGUUUCCGAGUAAGGGGAGUUUCAAAAGACAUUUACAUACGCAUACGGAUGAGAAACCGUAUACAUGUGAAUUUUGUAACAAAUCCUUUUCGGAUAAUGGGAUUUUAAUAAAACAUAUAAGGACGCAUACGGGAGAGAAACCUUAUAUAUGUGAAUUUUGUAACAAUCCCUUUUCGGAUAAGGAGAAAUUGAAAAGACAUUUACAAGCGCAUUCGCAAGUGAAACUGUUUACUUGCGAGUUUUGCAAAAAAUCCUUUUACCAGAAAGAGCAUUUAAAAGUACAUUUGCGUCUGCAUACAGGAGAGAAACCCUAUACUUGUGAUGUUUGCAAUAAACCCUUUUCGAAUAAGGAUAAUUUUAAAGUGCAUUUACGGACGCAUACGGGAGAGAAACCAUAUAUAUGUGAAUUUUGUAACAGACCUUUUUCGAGUAAUUGGAAUUUUAAAAAACAUUUACGUACGCAUACGUGAGAGAAACCUUAAACAUGUGAAUUUUGUAAUAAGGCAAAUUCUCUGUUGUCAGGUCUAAAAACUAAUUUACUGUCGCAUACGAAAGAUAAACUACACGUUUAAAGCUUUUGUGACAAAGCCUUACUGCGUAUACGUUAAAAAGACAUUUACGAAUGCAUAUGGAAGAGAAAUCGUAUGUUCUCAAAAUUAGCAGUAAAGUGUUUUCUGAGCGGCGUGGAUUAAACUUGCAUUUCAUGACCCAUUUCCUAAAGAAAUAGUAUGCAUCGGCAGAAACCUCUUAUUCAGCGUUUUGAUUUAAACACACAUCUGCGGACGCAUACGGAAAAGAAACCGUACUCAUGUGACUUCUGUAAUAUAAGCUAUUGUCAUUUCAUUUUUUUAAGGAAACAUUUGUCGAAGCAUAUCAUAGAAAAUGAAUGAAUUAUAUGCCUCUGAUGUUCGACGCUUGCUAAUGGGAGAACUUCACCUCAUUUUAAAGAGAAAGACUGAUAGUAAUGAUUUUUUUAGUAAGUUAAUAUUUGAAAAAACAUAGACAAAAAAGGCUUAUUAUUUUACUAAAAAAAGUUGAAAUAUUCUCUUCUAGGAAUUCUAUUUUGUAUGACACAGGACAUAAUGCAUGCUCACUGUUAUUAUGCAAGGUAAUUCGUAUACUUAAAUGAAUAUUCUAAUUUGCAGGGCUUUUGAAGAAAAUAGAACAAAGUGAAUCAGUGUUCAUCCGAAAUUAUAAAUAACAAUUAAAAACUUAACACAGUAAUAAAUGUUUAGUAGAAGCACUUCCAAAAAUACAAAGAAUAUCAAGACGAUACGAUCACUCAUGCCAUACCCAGUCUCUCCAAUAACAUACUUUGAAAGCCUGCAGAUGUCAUGUUUCAAGUUUAUGAACAUCAUUUGAUUGUGGGGGAACAAACACCUGCAGUUUGUUGUAGCCCCAGAAAGAAGAAGGGGGGGGAAUCAAUUGUUGCACUACAAGCAUAUCCGCUAUCUUUCAAAGGUUCACACAGGACAUGCAGAAAUAUGUGGAUGAGUUAUAUUACUGCUUCGAUAUCCUUCGUGUUUCCGGACCGGAUCAUAUUGUAACUGUUUUGAAUUUAAAUUUUCAUUUGUUAUUUUUCAAUUUCGAUAAAUAGGAAGAUUGUUUUCUUUUAACAGACCGGCAAAUUUAGGAUUUUCUUGUGUAAUCACCUUGUAUUCUGUGAAACAUAUAAAUGAAUAUUUAUGACUUAAUUACUUAUUUCAUGGGAAGUCAGCUGAUUAAUGUGAAUAU
Messenger RNA from Argiope bruennichi, 4603 nucleotides. RefSeq names its product zinc finger protein 845-like. Lineage: Eukaryota; Metazoa; Arthropoda; Arachnida; Araneae; Araneidae. The coding region runs from base 1057 to 3339 and encodes 760 amino acids. Gene Ontology annotation, biological process: regulation of transcription by RNA polymerase II. Gene Ontology annotation, molecular function: RNA polymerase II transcription regulatory region sequence-specific DNA binding; DNA-binding transcription factor activity, RNA polymerase II-specific; zinc ion binding. The record is from RefSeq and is a predicted model, not a curated record. Gene Ontology annotation, cellular component: nucleus. The transcript has 3 exons.